AUGGCAGUCACCAACGAUCCCGUGUCUUACUCUACUGAGUGGCCGACUAUAGAUAUUGUCUACCUAUCCAUCGUUGGGCCAGUGGUGCUGGCGGCUGCCUUUGAAUGGGUGCUUUGGCUUGCAGCAUUUCUUUACUGUCUCGUGAAGGUCUAUCAAAAAGCAGAUCAUUGGAGCAUCAAAGUGCUAGCAGUGGUGAUGUGCUUUCUCUUCUCUGUGCUGCGAUUGGCUUUCCUCCCUGUCAUGAUUGUGACACUGCCUCUGCCACCUCAACUAAGCCACCAUAUUCCAGAGUACCUGGCCCAAGAUCUCCAAUGGUUCGCCUUCUGGUCUUUCACAACUCUCCUCGUCGGGCCAUGGCUUGCCUGUAUCUACCAACUCGUCACAAGCUCCCUGGGACGCAAAAAGAAGAUAAAAGAGGCAUUGGAUGAUCGUACUGCACCGAAGACAGUGGUCGUCAUGCCUGUCUACAAAGAAGAUUCCGAUACUUUGAUCAAGGCAAUUGACUCGGUCGUCGAUUGUGACUAUCCAGCAGCCUGCAUCCACGUAUUUCUCUCGUGGGAUGGAAAUCUAAUCGACGAGUCCUAUCUCCGUGUCAUUCAAAACUUGGGUAUUCCGAUUUCCCUGAGAAGCUACCCUCAGAGCAUUGAUGUUAUCUACAAGAAUGCUCGGAUCACUGUUUCUCGUUUCUCGCAUGGUGGCAAACGGUAUUGUCAGAAGCAGACAUUCAAAUUGAUCGACAAAGUCUAUGCAGAGUACCUGAAACGACAUGAUGAUUUGUUUGUGCUUUUCAUUGAUUCCGAUUGCAUCCUUGAUCGCGUGUGUCUGCAAAACUUCAUGUAUGACAUGGAACUGAAACCGGGAAGCAAGCACAACAUGCUGGCCAUGACAGGUAUCAUUACCUCCACCACAGUGAAAAACUCAUUCCUCACGGUCCUACAGGAUAUGGAAUACGUCCAUGGUCAACUUUUUGAACGUUCAGUGGAGUCUGCAUGCGGGGCCGUGACAUGUCUCCCCGGUGCAUUAACCAUCCUUCGUUUCUCGGCAUUUCGCAAGAUGGCCAAAUAUUAUUUUUCCGACAAGGCUGAGCAAUGUGACGACAUAUUUGACUUCGGGAAAUGUCACCUUGGUGAAGACCGAUGGCUCACCCACCUCUUCAUGAUCGGAGCCAAAUGCCCCUACCAGAUCCAGAUGUGCAGCGGUGCCUUCUGCAAAACCGAAGCUGUUCAAACCUUUAGCAGCUUGCUCAAACAGCGGCGCCGCUGGUUUUUGGGCUUUAUCACCAACGAGGUGUGCAUGAUCACUGAUGUCAGGCUAUGGAAACGGUAUCCACUGCUCUGUAUUGUUCGAUUCUUGCAGAACACUAUUCGGACCACCGCCCUGUUGUUUUUUAUCAUGGCUAUUGCCCUUAUCACAACUUCUAAAAAGAUCAAUGAUGUCCCCGUGGGCUUUAUCGGGGUUUCCCUUGGUCUGAAUUAUUUACUCAUGAUUUAUUUUGGUCUUCGACUCGGUCGGUACAAAGCAUGGCUCUAUCCACUGAUGUUCAUUGUCAAUCCGUUCUUCAACUGGGUUUACAUGGUAUAUGGGAUUUUUACCGCUGGACAGCGCACUUGGGGUGGGCCACGAGCCGAUGCAGCCACUGCGGAUGACCAUAUGACUCCUGAGGAGGCUGCCGAGCUGGCUAAAGCACUGGGCAAUGAACUGAACAUUGACGUUGAUACUUUUCGUGCGAACAGCGUCCGCCGACGAUCAGUUCCCGUCCGCCCCUCUGACCACAUUGACGGUCGUUUUGCACCUGCGGAACAGCUUCUGGAUGGAUUUUAUAUCAGCACCAACGAGAUCGAUCCUGCUCAAGCACGCAUGUCAGCCCCUCUCCCUGGUGUCCCCCGGUUCCAUAUACCGGGUCACCUUCACGACUCUAUGGAGUCCUUCUUUACCGAGUCUUCUGAUAGCGGAUCCAAUUCGGUUUUGUUGCCGCACACGGUGGAAAGCCUCAUGAGUGAAGAAGAUCAACGCAAGUUGUACUAUGCCCGUCAGGCUCGGUCGUCCAUCGGCAUAUAUGGAGCCUCAGAUAAGGCUACAGUACGGCCGCAGGUCCUCCAACCCAUUCCUGACCAUGCAGAGGCCUCUCCUUUUCAUAUUAUGUCACCCUUUGCUGAACCACAUGAUCCAAUGCAAGAGGGUCAAAUUCUACUAGAAGAGAUGACGAUGACAGGGCAACGAGAGCCACCGCGGACCGCCGUUGACCACCGUUGGAAAUGA
This is a messenger RNA of Penicillium manginii, 2259 nucleotides long. It is a transcript of the gene chsD, whose product is annotated as chitin synthase D. Lineage: Eukaryota; Fungi; Ascomycota; Eurotiomycetes; Eurotiales; Aspergillaceae. Bases 1 to 2259 code for a protein of 752 amino acids. Gene Ontology annotation, cellular component: cell periphery; cell septum. Gene Ontology annotation, molecular function: chitin synthase activity. The transcript is spliced from 3 exons. The record is from RefSeq and is a predicted model, not a curated record.